AUGUCCUCAGCCGCCAUAUCCUCCAGCGAGGACGAACUGCGAGUCGUAUAUGACGAUGACAAACAGCAGCCUUCCACACCUAAACCGAAGACCAAGAAAAAACCGUUCCAGGACCCGGCUUAUAUUCCGCAGGAAGAUGAGCAAGAACCUGGCGCGCGGAAAAGGAAGUCGCGAACAGAAGACGACGAAGUUUCCCUGCUUGAACAUAACGGCUCGCCUCCGUUCAAGAAACCGAAUACUAAAAUUUCCAAUAUCUCGGUCGCAAGUGAAGUCACAUCUUAUGACGCAAACACGAACAACUAUGUGCAGCCAUACGUAGAGUCGUCCGGCGCCUCCAGCGCGGCCAGCGAACCGAGCUCAUCUCUCAAAUCCAGCCAUCCAACCCGGAGAAGGUCUGCGUUACAUGAAGAGGACACCAAUUAUGUUGCUGAAAGUGAUGACGAGGAGGAUAAGGAGGCGGAGGAGUACGAUAUUCCUGACAACGAGAAAGCAACGGUUCUCUUUGACUUCGACCGGGAACGGGAGAAGCGCCUGGCCGGUGUAGUCAAUAUUCCUGAGGAUAUGUACACCGAGAAGGAGAAAUCUCUCUUCUUAAAACUGGCGAUGCGCGGAUUCGAGCCGCUGGCCCCGAAGCAUUGGCAGUUUGAUUUCCCAACCUUGCCUGAUUCCCUGUUUCCUGAGUCGGGAAAGCAGCAAGCAGACCCAAUUAUCAAAAUAUCAAAAAGCACCACGUUCUAUGCUAUUAAAUCUCUCGCAACCCUAUUCUCCCUCAGCGGGCGUGUGAGAGACUGCAGCAUUGUGGAGAAGAGGCCCGAGACGUUGAUCAAACAGACGAUCCGAAAGUAUAUACGCUGGGCAUUAUAUGAUGUCAAUCUCGAAAUUGGUCCUAUAUCAAUACCGAUACAUGCUAUACACGCACAAAAAGGGAAAGAAUCUGUUCGUCAAGCGCUGGAACGUCUCAACAAACGUUUGAAAAAGCUCGCCGUUCGACACCAAACCGCGCUAGAAGAAGCAAGCCAGGAUCAGUCUACCACGACGGAAAUGAAACAAAUUGAGGCACCCUUGCUGAUAGGGUUCCUCAUAUGUGGACCAGUAGUCGCUCUAAUGACAUACGACUUGGAUCUCGCGAAGGACGAUGAGGACGUCGACGGCAAAUUCUUCUCACAAUUUGACUUUGCGGAAAGAGGGCAGGAUGUAUGGAACUCCCUAUCAAUCGCUAUAGUCGUUAUGCAUAUCCGUAACACGAUGGUUCGACUUGCGGAAAACCGCUACGGGGGGUUUGUAAAUUCUCCGACGAGUGGCGCUGUGAGUGAAGAUCUUUAG
This is a messenger RNA of Aspergillus puulaauensis, 1323 nucleotides long. RefSeq lists its product as uncharacterized. The record is from RefSeq and is a predicted model, not a curated record. The coding region runs from base 1 to 1323 and encodes 440 amino acids. NCBI's taxonomy places the organism in Eukaryota, Fungi, Ascomycota, Eurotiomycetes, Eurotiales, Aspergillaceae. The transcript is spliced from 3 exons.